UUGUCUGAGGAAAGAUCUCGCAAGAAACAUAUAAAUAAUUAAGUAAAAUAAAUAAAUAAGUAGCAUCAUCUUGUUUUCAUUAUGCCUAAAAUCAUUAUUCUUUGUUGCCUCAUCCGCAUGCCCCCAUCGAUCUCCGGCCUUCGCAAAUCUCUUCUUCUUUCCACCUAUAUAUACCCACUUCCCUGUUUCAGUUUUGGCACCUCCACUUCCCCUCUCUCUCUCUCUCUCACACACUCAUUUUCUUUCCAAAUUUGAAGAAAACAAAACAAGCAAAUUAAGGAACCCUGCAGUAUCUAGCUAGCUAAAUAAUCUUUCUUUUCUUUUUUAGUUUCCCCGGCCUGUCGAUCUUGGCUAUAGCUAAUAGGCCGGCUUUUUGUAAGUUUCAUUGAUCAGAUCGAAAAAUUAAGGUUGGUUUGGUUUGAAGUGAUGGCUGCUUCUGGGUUUGAGGGGUUUGAGAAGAGGCUUGAGCUACAAUUCUCCGGCGAUGAUCCGGUGGCGGAAAUGGGCGGCCUCCGGCAGCUGGAGUUCGAGGUACUGGAGGAAGUAUUGCAUGAGGUGCAGUGCACGGUGGUGGCAGCAGUGGGCAACACAUACUUUGACUCGUACGUUUUGUCUGAAUCCAGCCUCUUUGUGUACCCCACAAAGAUCAUCAUCAAGACAUGUGGGACCACCCAGCUAUUGAAAUCCGUCCGUCCGUUGGUCCACCUUGCAUCCCGAUUGGGCCUCUCCGCAACCCAUUGUAGGUACACCCGUGGCAACUUCAUUUUCCCUAAAGCCCAACCUUACCCUCACACCAGUUUCAAGGAAGAGGUUUUGUACUUGGAACAACAAUUGCCCACCCAUCUUUGUUACACCAAAGCCUCCCUCAUGCACUCUAAGCUCACCUCUCAUUCUUGGCAUGUCUUCACCGCCUCCAAUAAUCCAAGGAAUAUUGGCAUAAAUAAUAAUAAUGUCCCUUACACCAUUGAAGUUUGCAUGACCGAGCUCGACCGCCUCCUCGCUCGCAACUUCUUCACGUCCGGCAAGCCCACCGUCGGGAGAGACAUGACGGACCUCACCGGAAUCCGGGAGAUAAACCCUAAUGCCACAAUUUGCGAUUUCGCGUUUGAUCCCUGCGGCUACUCGAUGAAUGGCGUGGACGGCGAGCGUUACUCGACCAUCCACGUGACCCCGGAGGAGGGGUUCAGCUACGCGAGCUUCGAGUGCGUGGGUGACGAUGAUCGCGAUGACAUUGCCAAGGUGUUGAGGAAGGUGGUGGAGAUUUUCCGGCCGGGGACGAUGUCCGUGUCGAUCACGUCCGCCACCCACGAGGCGUGGACCGCCGUAGCCAAGGCCGUGGAGGGGAUGGGAAUGAGACGCCGGAGUUGCACCGUGGAUGAGUUCCCGGCCGCCGGGACCGUAAUGUUCCAAGCCUUCACCCUUUCAAAGACGGGAACGAUGAGGGUGCAGGAGACUUAGGGGUAUUAAUUAUUUAUUUGCUUUAAUUAUUAGAGAUUAGUUGAAAUUUAAAAAAGAUUUUUUAAUUAGGAGAAUAUUUUGGUGCAUGGUAAUGUGAUUGCAUCGAGGUUGGAUGAUGAUGAUGAUGAUGAAUGUGGGCAUUGACUUGUGUAGAAAGGUUAAAGUGGGGGAAGAUCAUUUAGAGAUGGUUGGAGUACUCUUGGAAGGUGAUUGGUAUUGUUUCAUCAUGAUAAUGCACCCCACUUAUGUUUGUCACGCCUAGAAUUUUGAUUUUUGUAGUGGGGGGCCGUGGUUAUGUCUCUGAUUUAAAAAGUGCCUCAACUUUAUACCAUCUCAGUUUUGAUUUUGUCUU
Ipomoea triloba (trilobed morning glory) is the source of this 1810-nucleotide messenger RNA. RefSeq names its product S-adenosylmethionine decarboxylase proenzyme 4-like. Gene Ontology annotation, cellular component: cytosol. The coding region runs from base 427 to 1458 and encodes 343 amino acids. Gene Ontology annotation, molecular function: adenosylmethionine decarboxylase activity. The transcript has a single exon. The record is from RefSeq and is a predicted model, not a curated record. Lineage: Eukaryota; Viridiplantae; Streptophyta; Magnoliopsida; Solanales; Convolvulaceae. Gene Ontology annotation, biological process: spermidine biosynthetic process; spermine biosynthetic process.